Messenger RNA from Orbilia oligospora ATCC 24927, 1386 nucleotides. RefSeq lists its product as uncharacterized. The coding region runs from base 1 to 1386 and encodes 461 amino acids. The record is from RefSeq and is a predicted model, not a curated record. The transcript has 2 exons. NCBI's taxonomy places the organism in Eukaryota, Fungi, Ascomycota, Orbiliomycetes, Orbiliales, Orbiliaceae.
AUGGCAGCCUGGAUGAAAGAUCCCUAUUGGAACCUUGACUUAUCGACAACAUCAUCAUCAACUUCACCAGCCCCAGUGGCCACAUCCGCAGCUUCCAACUCACCCGACAUCCCACUCUCGACUAUUGUCUACAGAACGCUUAACCCGGACGGGAAUUCGGUACAAUCGAAAGCUAGUUCAAGCUUCAGCCCUAUGAUUCUGCGUCUUCGACAACAGAUUGAAGAAAUACUUUCAAAAACACCCAAGCUCGAUAUAUCAUUCAUUACUGCCCCAGCUUAUAAAUUCAUCUGGGUAGCAUCUGCUAUCCUUACAGCUUACAUCGCUAUUGAGAUUACUGUUGCUCUAUAUAAAAGCUACACGAUGGCCAGCUCCACCACGUCAGGCGGCCCAACAGGGCCUGUUAUUCCUAUCGACCCCACACAGCCACUUCCAGCGCCGGUCCCAACUAUCCCAGACCAACCCGCCCCACCAAAUAAACGAAGCAAUCAGAAUUCUAAGAAGCGGGAUGUCCGCAUUAAACUUUUCAGCGAGAUCCUAACGGGAUACCUGACGAUUAUACUCUCAGUAUCCGUCCUUCUGGGCGAUAGCAUCGUCCUUAAGUUCUUGAUGACCGGAUUGACGGGGUUUGUUGCAUUGGUUGCACUAGUGCUUCCUGACCAAGCCGAGUGGGGUCCACAACUAUACAAUUUUCAGGAAGGCGGGUUUGAAAUGCAGGAGCUUCCAGUUAUUACAACUACUUCCGCUGAAGGCGAUGAAGAAUACAUUUUUGAGAGGGAAUUGGAAGGGAAGGAAGGGUUGACGAAAAGGGCCGGGACUAAGGUCAGAGAGAUGAGGGACAAAGUGGUUGAGAGACUUCAAGAAGCUGGCUCAGCUACUAAGAAGGAAGCUUUAAGUGUUUCUCAGAAAGUUGCAGAGGGAAUCCAAGAGGCUCGCUCUGCCACCGAGAAGGAGGCUUUGAACGUAUCACAGAAGGUCAAAGAAAUCAUCAAUUCAGUCAAAGGCGACAACUUCGAGGAUAUAAACUCUGGAGAGACGUCCGAAGAAGAGCAAUUUAUUCUAGGGAGCCAAGGUAUUGGAAGCCCAGAUGAAGAUUUGAAGUCACAACUUAGCAGCGUCAUGGCACCAAUCCAGGACGUUUUGGACACUAACAGCUCAAUCGUAAGGGCUUCAAGAAAAGUAGAAGAAUGGCUUUUGAAGGGUGGAGACUCAUUCGGAUCGGAUGUUGAUGAGCAGGCGGAAUUCGUUAAUCGAGAAUCCCGCGAACAGGCUGAAUCGUAUCCACACUCUGGAGCUUCACUUGCCCCGCCCACGCCAGAUGCACCCUCGCCUCAGGCAACUAGGCCUUGCAGUGGAAAUUUUGGGCGAGGAUCUUUGAGAUUGAGAUAG